AUGUCGGAAAUUCAUAUUGACCAUGUGCUCUCAGAGCUCACCUUGAACGAGAAGGUCAAAUUACUCUCAGGAAUCGAUGGCUGGCACACAGCAGCAAUCCCGCGACUCGGGAUCCCCUCAGUUCGUAUGUCAGAUGGACCAAAUGGUGUUCGUGGAACGCGCUUUUUCAACGGAGUUCCUGCAGCCUGCCUACCUUGCGCUACGGCACUAGGUGCUUCGUUUGAUACUGAGCUCAUUUUCUCCCUGGGAAAGCUUCUUGGCCUAGAAUGCAGAGCAAAGGGGGCACAUGUGCUUCUUGGCCCGACGAUAAAUAUUCAACGAGGUCCGCUUGGCGGUCGCGGAUUUGAAUCAUUCUCAGAAGAUCCACUACUUUCUGGCUCCUUGGCUACCAGCUAUUGUUUGGGUGUGCAGAGCGAAAAUGUAAUUGCGACACCGAAGCACCUUGUAUGCAAUGAUCAGGAGCAUGAGCGUGUUGCUGUUAGUGCGCUUGUCACUGAGCGUGCUCUAAGGGAGAUAUAUCUGCUUCCAUUUCAGCUAGCCCUUGCUGGCGCUAAUCCUGGGGCGUUGAUGACUUCAUACAACAAGGUCAAUGGAUGCCACGCCAGCGAGAGCCCUGAUCUGCUCCAGGAUAUUGUUCGAAAGGAAUGGAAUUAUAAAGGACUUAUCGUGAGCGAUUGGUUCGGUACUUACAGUGGAUCUGAGGCUAUCAAUGCCGGUCUGGAUCUUGAAAUGCCUGGCCCAUCCCGAUUCCGUGGGGCCGGCUUGGUGCAUGCCGUCACAUCCAACAAAGUCUCCGAGCGGACUAUCAAUGAACGCGUACGCACCGUUUUAGAAAUGGUCAAACAGGCAGUCAGGUCCGAAAUUCCCGAAAAUGCACCAGAGGUUGAACGAAAUAUUCCCGAGGAUAAAGCAUUGCUCCGCAGAGCAGCCUCUGAGUCAAUCGUUCUUCUCAAAAACAAUGAUCAGAUUCUUCCUUUGAAUCCUAAUAAAAAAACUCUUGUGAUCGGACCUAAUGCCAACAUUGCAGCAUAUUGUGGCGGAGGCUCUGCAGCCUUACCGGCGUAUUAUUCCAUCACGCCCUUAGAAGGGAUUAGUCGCAGAUGUACUGAGGAUGUCACCUUCUCACAAGGAGUGUACGGCCACAAAGAGUUACCACUUCUAGGCGACCAGCUCAAGACCAAAGAUGGUCAGGUUGGAUAUACUUUCAGCGUUUUUACCGAGCCCGCCUCUAACAAGAACAGAAAAGCGGUGGAUAUCUUGCAUAUGAAGAGCAGUUCAUGCUUUUUGAUGGACUACAAGCAUCCAAAAAUCCACUCAGACAUUUACUACAUCACCAUGGAGGGUAUCUUCGAGCCAACUGAGAGUGGUGUUUAUGACUUUGGUCUUACAGUAGCCGGCACCGGAGAGCUUUUCAUUGACGGGGAGAAGUUGAUCAACAACAAGAUCAAUCAGCGACAGGGAACAUCUUUCUUCGGCAUCGGGACACCAGAAGAGCGCGGCGCUCAAUACUUGGAAGCAAAAAAACAGUACAAGAUUCUUGUCGACUACGGUACUGCCCCAACUUCUAAUUUGAAACUACACGGAGUUGUAUCAUUUGGACCAGGAGGACUACGGGUGGGGUGUUGUAAACGGAUUGACAUAGAAUCUGCUAUUCAAAACGCUGUUGACCUGGCAACUACAGCCGACCAGGUGGUUAUCUGUGUUGGCCUCAGUGGUGAAUGGGAAAGUGAAGGGUUUGACCGUCCACAUAUGAAUCUCCCGCCAAUGUCAGAUGAGCUGGUUGAAAGAGUCCUCACCGUUCAUCCAAAUGCUGUGGUCAUUGUGCAAAGUGGCACGCCCGUGAAAAUGCCGUGGGCCCGGGAUGUGAAAUGUCUUCUCCAUGCGUGGUAUGGUGGAAAUGAAACAGGUAAUGGAAUUGCAGAUGUCAUCUUCGGAGAUGUGAAUCCAUCUGGUAAACUUCCUCUCAGCUUCCCAGAGGUCAUUGAGCAAAACCCAACAUACUUGUCUUUUCGCUCAGAAGGAGGCAGAGUACUGUAUGGCGAGGACAUCUAUGUCGGUUAUCGCUACUAUGAAAAGGUCAAGGUGAAUCCUCUCUUCGCCUUCGGUUACGGUCUAUCUUACACAGUUUUCUGUCUUUCCGGGCUUGCUGUUUCGCAGCCCUUGAAAGCCCUAAACAGAAUCAAGGAGGAAGUACUGGAAGUGUCAGUCUCAGUGGAGAAUAUUGGGCCCUUUAGUGGCGCAGAGACUGUUCAGAUAUUCAUAUCACCACCUUCCAGCGCCAGUAUUUCGCGUCCUGCGAGAGAGCUCAAGGGGUUUAAAAAGCUCAAACUACAACAGGGGGAGAAACAGGAUAUCGUGAUUGUUAUCCCAGUGGCCCUGGCGACUAGUUUCUGGAACGAGACGCAAUCUGCCUGGGUCAGUGAAGCCGGAGUGUAUAGGAUUACUGCAGUCGGGACUGGUGAGCAGAACUACCUCACAAACGGAUUUGAAAUUUCUCAUACUAGGGAAUGGAAUGGUUUGCUUGGACUUGUCGAUUGA
Molecule: messenger RNA, 2538 nt
Organism: Penicillium atrosanguineum
Lineage: Eukaryota; Fungi; Ascomycota; Eurotiomycetes; Eurotiales; Aspergillaceae
Product: beta-glucosidase
Exons: 4
Coding region: 1-2538 (845 amino acids)
Biological process (GO): glucan catabolic process
Molecular function (GO): beta-glucosidase activity
Source: RefSeq, a predicted model, not a curated record